Messenger RNA from Strongylocentrotus purpuratus (purple sea urchin), 1480 nucleotides. RefSeq names its product 25S rRNA (adenine(2142)-N(1))-methyltransferase. Lineage: Eukaryota; Metazoa; Echinodermata; Echinoidea; Camarodonta; Strongylocentrotidae. Gene Ontology annotation, cellular component: nucleolus. The transcript is spliced from 6 exons. The record is from RefSeq and is a predicted model, not a curated record. Gene Ontology annotation, molecular function: rRNA (adenine) methyltransferase activity. Bases 212 to 1060 code for a protein of 282 amino acids.
GGGUUUUGUAUCUUGCGCAAUAAAUGCCCACAUCAAUAAACAUGUCUUGCAUUUGUGUCGCGCGCUAGCUAAAGCUCGCCAUACGACUCCGCCGAAACUAGGCCGUGCGAUGAUCACAUGGCUUGCGGUGUUCCAUUCUCCGUAAGAAGGCUGUUUGCAAGGGAGCCUAGAUCAUUGUUUACGGAUAAUUUAUUGGGCACAAAACUUGACAAUGAGGUCAAACAAAAAGCGUAAGAAAUCAAAGAAACCAGUUACAGUGAUGAACACCAACGAGAAGAAUAGUAGCAUUCUCGGCUCCAAGGUCAGCAAGAGGAAGGUCAUAUCAAGGUUACACACCAUCAUGAAGGACAUCGACAAGGUCAAACAAGAACCCACUGUCUCUCAGGAAGAAAAGAAGAUGAAGGUUCAGCAGUUGGAACUCGAGAUAGAAGAGCUAGGGGGACUGAAUGCCUACCAGCAAAGUUCCCUCCUCGGUGAGCAUCUCCAUGGCAACAUAAACACAUCAAAAUGGGUGCUGCAAAAACUCAAGGAAUCCAAUGUCAGAGCCACACAGGGAUCCAAGCUGUGUCUCCUGGAUGUUGGAGCCCUGCAACUGAACUACACCAAACACACCAAGUGGUUGGAUGCAGCGGCCAUAGACCUCAAUCCACAGUGUGAAGGCAUCAUCCAGUCAGACUUUUUCGAGUUCAAGGUUGGCGAGUCCGAUGCCUAUGAUAUUAUUGUCCUGAGUUUGGUCCUCAACUUCGUGAGUUCUCCAUCUCAGAGGGGUGAGAUGUUGAAACGAUGUCAGAAACUCUGCAAGCAGGAUGGACACAUCUUUGUCGUUCUGCCUCGCGCGUGUCUAGACAACUCACGCUACUUGGACCACGCCCUCUUUCAACGGAUGAUGGACAGUUUGAACUUUGACCUGGUGGCCCAGCAUGACAGCAAGAAGCUCAGUUAUAAGAUGUUCAGGAAGGCCGAGAGGAGGAGAGGCAGCGGAGAGGGGAAGGCUAGUUUCAACAAGCGUGAAGUCAAAAACGGAAAGCAGUGCAACAACUUCUGCAUAUUGAUGAGAUGAGAACUCUUCCUGUAACUCUAUAGAACUUUGAACAUGAUCAGGCUUAGUUUAUUUUGACGGCCUUAAUUGUCCAUCAUCAAUUGAAUUAUGCGAACGUUGUUUUUACAGCAAGGUGUAAAGAUGUACAUAAUCUGAACACGAUUUCUAUGAGAUUUAAAAUCCUGUAUUGAAAUUGACCUCCAGUUGAUUUUUCCAGCCUUUUGUGUGAUCUUGUUUUUUAUGUUCGUAUAUUCAUGAAGAUUACCAUAUUUUCUUUUUCCCCAGUGUUUGUUCGGCAAAUCGCCAAUGAUAUUAGGGACACAUUAGACCUAGAUGUAUGUGCAUGGUUUCACCAUUAAAUGGACCCUGGAUCAAUGUAUAUGUUGUAUAAAAAAGAUGUUAAUAAAAGAGAUUUAGGAUUAAAGUGACUUGGUAACAUUG